Suncus etruscus (white-toothed pygmy shrew) is the source of this 4256-nucleotide messenger RNA. RefSeq names its product regulatory associated protein of MTOR complex 1 (gene RPTOR). The transcript is spliced from 34 exons. Gene Ontology annotation, cellular component: cytoplasm; TORC1 complex. Gene Ontology annotation, molecular function: protein-macromolecule adaptor activity; protein binding. The record is from RefSeq and is a predicted model, not a curated record. Gene Ontology annotation, biological process: cellular response to starvation; cellular response to amino acid stimulus; positive regulation of cell growth. Lineage: Eukaryota; Metazoa; Chordata; Mammalia; Eulipotyphla; Soricidae. The coding region runs from base 35 to 4048 and encodes 1337 amino acids.
GGAGGUCCUCGAGCGCCUGCUGCCCCGGACCCCGAUGGAGCCCGAGCUGCUGCCGGCGCCCCUCCUGGGGCUCGGCGACGACCCCGACGCCGACCUCAGCGACUGGAACCUGCCGCUGGCCUUCAUGAAGAAGCGGCACUGCGAGAAGAUCGAGGGCUCCAAGUCGUUGGCGCAGAGCUGGCGGAUGAAGGACCGGAUGAAGACGGUCAGUGUGGCCUUGGUGCUGUGCCUGAAUGUCGGGGUGGACCCCCCGGACGUGGUGAAGACCACCCCCUGCGCGCGCUUGGAGUGCUGGAUUGAUCCGCUGUCCAUGGGCCCUCAGAAGGCUCUGGAGACCAUCGGUGCCAACUUGCAGAAGCAGUACGAGAACUGGCAGCCACGGGCACGCUACAAGCAGAGCCUGGACCCCACCGUGGACGAGGUAAAGAAGCUCUGCACAUCCCUGCGACGCAAUGCCAAGGAAGAGCGAGUCCUGUUCCACUACAACGGCCACGGCGUACCCCGGCCCACGGCCAAUGGCGAGGUCUGGGUCUUCAACAAGAACUACACGCAGUACAUCCCGCUGUCCGUCUACGACCUGCAGACCUGGAUGGGCAGCCCGUCCAUCUUCGUGUACGACUGCUCCAAUGCCGGCCUUAUCGUCAAGUCCUUCAAGCAGUUCGCGCUACAGAGGGAGCAGGAGCUGGAGGUGGCAGCCAUCAACCCCAACCACCCGCUGGCACAGAUGCCCCUGCCGCCCUCCAUGAAGAACUGCAUUCAGCUGGCCGCCUGCGAGGCCAACGAGCUGCUGCCCAUGAUCCCUGACCUCCCGGCUGACCUCUUCACCUCCUGCCUCACCACCCCCAUCAAGAUCGCCCUGCGCUGGUUCUGUAUGCAGAAGUGUGUGAGCCUGGUGCCCGGCGUGACCCUGGACCUCAUCGAGAAGAUCCCUGGGAGGCUGAACGACAGGAGGACACCACUGGGUGAACUGAACUGGAUCUUUACAGCCAUUACUGACACCAUCGCCUGGAAUGUCCUGCCACGCGAUCUCUUCCAGAAGCUCUUCAGGCAGGACCUACUGGUGGCCAGCCUGUUCCGAAACUUUCUGCUGGCCGAGCGCAUCAUGAGGUCCUACAGCUGCACCCCAGUCAGCAGCCCACGCCUGCCCCCCACCUACAUGCAUGCCAUGUGGCAGGCCUGGGACCUGGCGGUGGACAUCUGCCUGUCGCAGCUGCCCACCAUCAUUGAGGAGGGCACGGCCUUCCGGCACAGCCCUUUCUUCGCUGAGCAGCUGACAGCAUUCCAGGUGUGGCUGACCAUGGGCGUGGAGAACAGGAGCCCCCCCGAGCAGCUGCCUAUUGUCCUGCAGGUGCUGCUCAGCCAGGUGCACCGUCUUCGCGCCCUGGACCUGCUGGGCCGCUUCCUGGACCUGGGCCCUUGGGCUGUGAGCCUGGCCCUGUCGGUUGGCAUCUUCCCCUACGUGCUGAAGCUUCUACAGAGUUCAGCCCGAGAGCUGAGGCCACUGCUCGUAUUUAUCUGGGCCAAGAUCCUUGCUGUAGACAGUUCCUGCCAGGCCGACCUGGUCAAGGACAGUGGCCAUAAAUACUUCCUGUCUGUGCUGGCCGACCCCUACAUGCCGGCAGAGCACCGCACCAUGACCGCCUUCAUCCUCGCCGUCAUCGUCAACAGCUACAACACGGGGCAGGAGGCAUGUCUGCAGGGGAACCUGGUGGCCAUCUGCCUGGAGCAGCUCAGCGACCCGCACCCACUGUUGCGCCAGUGGGUUGCCAUCUGCCUCGGGCGCACCUGGCAGAACUUUGACUCAGCACGGUGGUGUGGGGUUCGGGACAGUGCCCAUGAGAAGCUCUGCAACCUCCUUUCUGACCCCAUCCCUGAGGUGCGCUGUGCUGCUGUCUUCGCCCUGGGGACAUUUGUGGGCAACUCUGCAGAGAGGACGGACCAUUCCACCACCAUCGAUCACAACGUGGCCAUGAUGCUGGCCCAGCUCAUCAACGAUGGGAGCCCCGUGGUGCGGAAGGAGCUGGUGGUGGCGCUGAGCCACCUGGUGGUCCAGUACGAGAGUAACUUUUGCACAGUGGCCCUGCAGUUCAUGGAGGAGGAAAAGAGCUACCCCCUGCCUGCUCCCGCCAGCUCAGAGGGCGGGAGCCUGACCCCCGUGCGCGACAGCCCCUGCACUCCCCGGCUGCGCCCUGUCAGCUCCUAUGGGAACAUCCGCGCGGUCACCACGGCCCGGAGCCUCAACAAGUCCCUGCAGAACCUGAGCCUCACUGAGGAGGCAGCCGGCAGCUCCGCAGCCUUCUCUCCCGGGAACAUGAGCACCAGCAGCAGCGCCAGCAGCACACUGGGCAGCCCCGAGAACGAGGAGUCCAUCCUGUCCUUCGAGACCGUGGACAAGAUGCGUCGCGUCAGCUCCUACUCAGCUCUCAACUCCCUCAUCGGCGUCUCCUUCAACAGCGUCUACACGCAGAUCUGGCGAGUGCUGCUGCACCUGGCUGCCGACCCCUACCCCGACGUGUCCGACCUGGCCAUGAAAGUCCUCAACAGCGUUGCCUACAAGGCCACCGUGAAUGCCCGGCCUCAGCGCAUCCUGCCCACAGCCUCACUCACGCAGUCGGCUCCCGCCAGCCCCACCAACAAGGGCGCUCACAUCCAGCAGGCCGGGGGCUCCCCGCCAACGCCCAGCACCAGCAGCUCCAGCCUCACCAACGAUGUGAACAAGCAGCCAGGCAGCCGGGACGUGCCCGCUGGGCGGCCGGGCACCACUGGGGGCCCCUCAGGAUCCCAGUACACACCCCACUCACACCAGUUCCCACGCACACGCAAGAUGUUCGACAAAGGCCCCGACCAGCCCACAGAGGACUCGGAUGACGCUACUGGACACAAGAGCUUCGUGCCGGCCGCAGUGCACACAGGCUUCUGCGACUGGAGUGCCCGCUACUUUGCCCAGCCCGUCAUGAAGUUCCCCGAGGAGCAUGACCUGGAGAGUCAGAUCCGCAAGGAACGAGAGUGGCGCUUCCUCCGCAACAGUCGAGUACGGAAGCAGGCUCAGCAGCUGGUCCAGAGGGGCAUCACCAGGCUGGACGACCAGAUUUUCCUCAACAGGAACCCGGGCGUCCCCUCCGUGGUCAAGUUCCACCCGUUCACACCCUGCGUGGCCGUGGCUGACAAGGACAGCAUCUGCUUCUGGGACUGGGAGAAAGGGGAGAAGCUCGACUACUUCCACAAUGGGAACCCCCGCUACACGCGCAUCACGGCCAUGGAGUACCUCAAUGGGCAGGACUGCUCCCUGCUCCUCACCGCCACAGACGAUGGUGCCAUCAGGGUCUGGAAGAACUUUGCCGACCUGGAGAAGAACCCGGAGAUGGUGACGGCCUGGCAGGGGCUGUCAGACAUGCUGCCUACCACCCGCGGAGCCGGGAUGGUGGUGGACUGGGAGCAGGAGACGGGACUGCUCAUGAGCUCGGGGGAUGUGCGCAUAGUCCGAGUCUGGGACACAGAGCGUGAGAUGAAGGUGCAGGACAUCCCCACAGGUGCCGACAGCUGCGUGACCAGCUUGUCCUGUGACUCACACCGAUCCCUGAUCGUGGCCGGCCUGGGCGACGGCUCCAUCCGUGUGUACGACAGGAGGCUGGCACUGAGCGAGUGCCGCGUCAUGACAUACCGGGAGCACUCGGCCUGGGUGGUGAAGGCACAGCUACAGAAACGCCCCGAAGGCCAGAUCAUCAGUGUCAGUGUCAAUGGGGACGUGCGCUUCUUCGACCCGCGGAUGCCCGAGUCAGUGAAUGUCCUUCAGAUUGUGAAGGGGCUCACGGCCCUGGACAUCCACCCGCAGGCCAACCUGAUCGCCUGUGGCUCCGUGAACCAGUUCACCGCCAUCUACAGCAGCAGCGGGGAGCUGGUCAACCACAUCAAGUACUACGACGGCUUCAUGGGCCAGCGCGUAGGCGCCAUCAGCUGCCUGGCCUUCCACCCCUACUGGCCGCACCUGGCCGUGGGCAGCAACGACUACUACAUCUCCGUGUACUCGGUGGAGAAGCGUGGCCGGUAGUGUUGGUGCCAGGUCCCGCCCCACGUUGGCCCGCUGUCCGCCCGUUCGUCUGUCCAUCCUCACAUCGCACCCAGGGAGCCAGCAGACGGGGACUCGGAGUGCCGGAGAUCUGUGGGUACAUGGGUCCCCCAGACACCACUUCGGCCUGACGUACCCCAGGCACCCCCCACACCUUCUUGACCUGCUUGGUCCCCAGAGUUCUGCUGGG